AAGGACCGGAAGAUGAGUCCAUUAUUGUGUUUAGCGCUGUUGGCGCUCUGCGGCAUUGGAGUUGUGGUCCAUGCAUCAUCGCUGCAAUGCGCCUUAAGGAAGAAUUAUUUAAUUAGGCAGCAAGUGCAAAUUCAAAAGCUGGAAAUAAAACAGCAGAUGAAAGUGAAAUUGCUUAAUCAGUUCUGCAUGCUAGACUUGCCACCGAUUCCGGAUGCUCCAACGGCUAACCAAAAGCAACCAUUGCCAACGCAGCAAGCGCCAACAAGUUCAGGUGGACAUCCAUCAAAUCUAUCAAUAGUUGUGAUUUAUCCACCAGGAAGUCCAUGUAACCCAAAACCAAAUGAUUCGUUAUAUUCGACACCUCCCCCCGGUCAGACAAGUCCAACAGAGCCCCCGGGUCCGACUUUAAGGCCCGGUGAGACAGAGUAUCCGACAUACCCGCCUGGUGCUUCUGCUCAGGGAUGGCCUGCAUAUCCAACAUAUUCUACCAUUCGGCCAGUUCCAACAAAAGAGGGCGAGUAUCCGACAUAUCCACCCGGCGACACCGAAUAUCCGACAUAUCCGCCUGGUGCUUCUGCUCAGGAAUGGCCAACAUAUCCAACAUAUUCUACCAUUCGGCCAGUUCCAACAGAAGAGGGCGAGUAUCCGACAUAUCCACCUAACGAGAGCGAAUAUCCGACAUAUCCGCCUGGCGACUCUAUUCAGGGAUGGCCUGCAUAUCCAACAUAUUCUACCAUUCGGCCAGUUCCAACAAAAGAGGGCGAGUAUCCGACAUAUCCGCCUAACGAGAGCGAAUAUCCGACAUACCCGCCUGGCGACUCUAUUCAGGGAUGGCCUGCAUAUCCAACAUAUUCUACCAUUCGGCCAGUUCCAACAAAAGAGGGCGAGUACCCGACAUAUCCGCCUAACGAGAGCGAAUAUCCGACAUACCCGCCUGGCGGUUCUGUUCAGGGAUUGCCUGCAUAUCCAACAUAUCCGACCAUUCGGCCAGUUCCAACAUACAUGCCCGGUCACACCGAGGAACCGACAUCUUCGCCUGAUUAUCCUUCUAAUUUAGUUAAAACAUAUCCGCCCAACGCCUUUCCGAAAUAUUCGACUCGUCAGCCAAGUACAACAAAUCUGCCCGAUAAGACCCAGUGCCCGACAAGUCCAACAAGUCAACCUACUACGGAAUGGCCAAUCUUGCCGCCUCCCGGCCCGCCAGGCCCAACCAACAAUCCAUUCGCAAUCGGUCCGCCCAAUGGCGCAAUAUUUGUAAUAGUUGAUUGUCCGUAUUCAUACUCAACACGUAAACAACAACUAACAGACUCUCUAUUCCAAUUAAGUCAACAGAGACUUUUGCUCGACCGUCAACCAAGUCGGCAAGUUAGUUUUAGAACGGCAAAGGAUGUUCAAGAUGAUUCCAAGCUGAAGACUGUGGAGCUGAUCAAGAAGUACGGUUACCCAGUGGAGACACAUUUUGUGAAGACGACGGAUGGCUAUGUGCUUUGCCUACAUCGCAUACCGCGGCCAGGGGCACCGGUGGUAUUGCUGGUGCACGGACUCAUGUCCAGCUCAGCGGCUUGGGUACAAAUGGGUCCGUCCAAUGGACUGGCCUAUCUACUGUACCGGCAGGGCUACGAUGUCUGGCUGUUAAACACGCGCGGCAACAUCUAUUCGCAGAAGCACGUCAAUCCCGAUAUUAAGCCAGCUGAAUACUGGAGCUUCACCUUCCACCAAAUUGGCAUCUACGAUCUGCCAGACUCGAUUGAUAAGAUCCUGGACGUUACGAAGCAAACUCAGAUUCAAUAUAUCGGACACUCGCAGGGCUCUACCGCCUUCUUUGUGAUGUGCAGCGAGCUACCCGAUUACUGUGAGAAGGUCAUCCUCAUGCAGGCACUCUCGCCAACUGUCUUUAUGGAGCACACCCAGAGUCCAGUGCUUCGGUUCUUCGCUCUGUUCAAGAGCAAAUUCAGAAUUUUGCUCAACUUACUUGGUGGUUAUGAAAUCUCAAAGAAUAACCGUAUAAUCGCACAGUUCCGGAAUCAUAUAUGCAAGGGCAGUCUUCAAGAAAGUCCAAUUUGCGCCGUCUUUGAGUACGUGAUGUGUGGAUUUGGCUGGAACCAGUUCAAUUCUACUCUCACACCGCUAGUCGUUGGCCACGCUUCGCAGGGUGCAUCCAGCUACCAGGUUUAUCACUAUGCCCAGCUAAUCAGCAGCGUCAAAUUCCAGGCCUUCGAUCAUGGUGAAGUGAUUAAUGAACAACAAUAUCAGAAGCCCGAGCCGCCGGCGUACAAUCUGACUCAGGUUAACUGCAAGGUGGCGAUUCAUCAUGCUACUGACGAUUGGCUCUCCUCCAAAAACGAUGUCCAAAGUCUCUCAAGUCGUCUGCCUAACGUCAUCGACGAAUGGAAUAUCCAAGAAAAGGGCUUCAGUCACUAUGAUUACAUGUUGUCGCAGCAAGUUAAUCAACUGAUUAACAAUCGCGUUAUCAACAACUGUGUCGCACAAACCAAUCCUCAACCCAAUUGUUAAUCUCAAUCUAAUAGGAAUAAUUAAAAAAACAAAU
Molecule: messenger RNA, 2548 nt
Organism: Drosophila montana
Lineage: Eukaryota; Metazoa; Arthropoda; Insecta; Diptera; Drosophilidae
Exons: 4
Coding region: 13-2514 (833 amino acids)
Source: RefSeq, a predicted model, not a curated record